AUGAAAUUCUUUUCAGCUCUUUCCCUCAUGGCCGGCAUGGCGAGCGCUCUCCCUGCUGGGGAUGUCAAGGUCCGCCAGCUUGGUAGCGGUCUUGGCAGUGGCCUCGGUAGUGGUCUUGAAAGCGGCCUCGGUGGCGGACUCAGUGGUGGAGGUCUAAGUGGUGGAGGACUUGGUGGAGGACUUGGUGGCCUUGGUGGCUCAUCUACGCGCAAUGACCUCGAGCAAGGCACUGCUGGUAGUUGUCCCAAGGCCAUCUUCAUCUUUGCCCGAGCCACUGGCGAGCCCGGUAACAUGGCAAGUCCUGCCGUGGCGAAAAAGCUCGAAGCCAAGUAUGGAAACGAUCAAGUCUGGGUCCAAGGUGUUGGUGGCCCAUACAAGGCUGAUGUGCAAGGAAACCUUAUGCGUGACGGCUCUACCCCGGAUGCUAUCAAUGAAGCCGUCCGCCUCUACAACAUGGCCCACGAGAAGUGCCCCGACACUCCGGUCGUUACUGGUGGAUACAGUCAGGGAACAGCCUUGGCCGCCGCUGCUAUCUCCAAGCUCGAGCCAGAGGUUAUGGACCAGGUCAAGGGCUGCGUUCUCUUCGGAUACACAAAGAAUGCCCAGAACAAGAAGGCUAUUCCCAACUACCCGCAGGAUCGCACUGCUAUUUACUGCAACACGGGAGAUGGUGUCUGCACUGGAACUUUGAUGAUCACUGCUCCUCACUUCAUGUACCAAAGCGAUGCUGCGGGUCCUGCUCCUGAGUUCCUGACCUCCAAGAUUGGCUAA
Molecule: messenger RNA, 771 nt
Organism: Fusarium venenatum
Lineage: Eukaryota; Fungi; Ascomycota; Sordariomycetes; Hypocreales; Nectriaceae
Source: RefSeq, a predicted model, not a curated record